Messenger RNA from Brassicogethes aeneus, 833 nucleotides. The record is from the annotation of a GenBank genome assembly. NCBI's taxonomy places the organism in Eukaryota, Metazoa, Arthropoda, Insecta, Coleoptera, Nitidulidae.
GUUUGGCAACGUUGUGCGCAUCUGUCAAACAUGUGUUGUUGUUUUGUCUAUAUAGAAAAGAAACAAAAUUUAAAAAAUUACCUGUGGAUUCUAGAUACAUCUGUGAAACAUAAAAAAUCACACAUAUUUUUGAAGUUUACCGACUCGACAUGAUAUACAACGACUUGGCCGCAAAUUUGCCAGAGAAUUGGUUUCCAAUGGAUUUUUCACAAAAAUAUCAAAUUUUUCCACUUGAACCAUACACAACUGAAUUUGAUGAAAUCUACCAGUUUAUAAAAGGAAAUUAUUACAAAGUUAUUCAAGGCAUAUUCAAGUUACAAAACCCAUGUUUACACGCCAAAUAUACAUUAAAAUUGCAUGAAUACACAACACGUGGACCAUUUACAGUGAAAAAGCUCUUCCAUGAUACAGAUCAAGUAAAUGUGGAGUCAAUAGCCUGCUACAAUUUUGACUGGAGACUUGGUAGACGAUUUAAGUAUGGACCUGGGGUGUACUUCUCUGACUCUCCUUACUUGGCAAAUAAACAUUCCUGGAAAGAACAAAGUCAUUUUAGGUCAAUGUUUGUUGUUGAUGUCUUAAUUCAGAAUGUUCAGACUGGUGGACCAGACAUAUUUUUGCCUGAUAUUGGAUUUGAUACUGUAAAAAGCCUAAAUGGAGCUACUUAUGUUAAGUACUUUGACAAUGAAUACUAUCCCACCUAUUUUGUGAAUUAUUUAGAGUACAACUCAAGAUAAAAUUUCAUGAAUAUGUUCAAUAUUAAUUGUAAGAAAAACUUAUUUUUAUAGUACAAAGUUACCAGUAUAUUCAAUUGGUAUAAUUUAAGUUAAAUUUAU